This is a messenger RNA of Rubroshorea leprosula, 1055 nucleotides long. Lineage: Eukaryota; Viridiplantae; Streptophyta; Magnoliopsida; Malvales; Dipterocarpaceae. The record is from the annotation of a GenBank genome assembly.
AAAGAAGCUCCAGGGGAGAAGUAAAAGGAGAAGUGUAGAUCAACAAGGAGAAGAGGAGAAUGGCGAGGUAUGAUAGAGCGAUCACCGUGUUCUCGCCAGACGGUCAUUUGUUCCAAGUGGAAUACGCUCUGGAAGCCGUCCGCAAAGGUAACGCCGCCGUUGGAGUCCGUGGCACCGAUAUCGUCGUCCUCGGCGUCGAGAAGAAAUCCACUCCCAAACUUCAAGAUUCCAGAUCGGUUAGGAAGAUUGUGAACCUGGACAAUCACAUUGCAUUGGUCUGUGCUGGACUCAAAGCAGAUGCUCGUGUCCUCAUAAACAGGGCAAGAAUUGAAUGUCAAAGCCACAGGCUGACAGUAGAGGAUCCUGUAACUGUUGAGUAUAUUACCCGUUACAUUGCAGGCCUUCAGCAAAAAUACACUCAGAGUGGGGGUGUGAGGCCGUUUGGUCUUUCAACUCUGAUUGUUGGCUUUGAUCCCUACACGGGUGCACCAGCUCUCUAUCAAACAGAUCCUUCGGGGACAUUUUCAGCGUGGAAAGCUAACGCAACUGGCAGGAAUUCUAACUCAAUCCGUGAGUUUCUGGAGAAAAACUAUAAGGAGACCUCUGGACAAGAAACUAUUAAGCUUACAAUUCGCGCAUUGCUUGAGGUUGUUGAGAGUGGGGGGAAGAAUAUAGAAGUUGCUGUCAUGACUAAGGAACAUGGUCUGCGGCAGCUUGAAGAAGCUGAAAUUGAUGCUAUUGCCGCUGAGAUAGAAGCAGAGAAAGCAGCUGCUGAGGCUGCAAAGAAGGCUCCUCCAAGGGAAACCUGAUACACAUAAUGUUGAACCCCUUUUCUUUGUUGAAUUAAUCCUCUGGAGAAUUAUGGACAUUCUCAGAUGUUAACUUGUUUAAGAUGAUGCUUUUUUUAUGCACUCCAACAGUAACUAAAAGUUAAAGCUUUUUAAUUAAUGCCAGUGUUAUGAAAUUGCAUUCAAGCAAGUUGCUGUUUUUCUUUUGGUUUAGUGAUAUAUCUAAUUUUCGGGCCUAAUGAGAGGUAAUAAGUUUUAUUGUUUUGU